AGGAAUGGGUCACUUGCGACGCAUGACUUGUCAGAUGGGAGACGUACCUGUAAACAUGUACUCAUUAGCGCUACUGACAGCAGCGCAGAUCAUCAGCGCAGCGCUUGCUAUCGCACCCGACCCAAACUCCUACAGAUGCCCAAACGGCUACCACUUUUCUGUUGGAAAAUGCUACAAGAUAGUAGCGGACGCCAAGGACUACGCAGAGGCUCAGACCCACUGUGAGAGCACCGGUGGUACCCUGGCUAGCCCCAACAGCCAGGAGGAACUGGACGCAAUCUUGCAGUUGGCCAGCCAGCACCCGGCACAAGUGCCUUCCCUGUGGCUGGGCUAUACUGAUGAAGGUCAUGAAGGGAUGUUCACGGACAACUUCGGCAAGGUCCUGACCCAUGCACCGUUCCCUCAAGGGGAGCCCAAUAACUGCUGUGGUGGGGAGCAUUGUUUGCAACUGUUCAAGAACGGGCUGCUGAAUGACAUGGGCUGUCACAGAAAACUCAACUUCGUCUGUUCUGCGUGUGUACAAGAUGAGAGAUGCCGUUGCCCUGCGCUGUGGCACGAGCACGCGGGGCAUUGCUACAGGUUCUUCGGCCGGCGGCGGUCCUUUGAGGAUGGCGAAGCUCACUGCCAAAGCUACCACAACGGUCACGGUCAGUCGGCCCACCUGGCCUCCGUGAGCUGCCGGGCUGAGAACAAUUUCAUUACGGACAUAAUUGAUCAGUCCUGGCCCGGCCAGGGACUCAAAAGGGCAUGGUUGGGAUUUACGGAUAAGCAGCAUGAGGGCAACUUUGAAUGGACUGACCAGUCCAAGGUGGAAUACACCAACUGGAAAUCUGGAGAGCCGAGCAACGGAGGGAACAAAGAUUGCGUCGUGAUCAACUUCAUGGCAGUGGGCAAAUGGAACGACAUCUCCUGCCAAUUGAAGCGAUCUUCCGUGUGCAAGAUGCCGGUAUUUGACCCGUACAGAGCGUGCCACAAGCUGGCAGAUAUUAUCGAAGAUCUGAUUGGCAAAUGCGACGCGGCUGUCCCCGCUAAGUAAAAAUCUUCGAAGCAAUCCCUGUGUUGCAGAAGUUAAGUAGACCUACAGAAAAUCAUCUCAGACAUCCAUAAAAAACGUUCAAAUUCAGCUGAAGUUUCGACUACUCCACAUCAGAAAGAUCUGUUUAUGGCGUUUAAGUUGCCCUUUCUUUUCUGCGUGUACUGAAUACAUUGGUUGUUAGGAAGUCUUGGACUUAAAUUUUCACAAUCCGCCUUGUUUUGUCACAGUGUGUGUGUGGGGGGGGGGUCAAUAGCCUAUUCCCCCAUGGAGGGGAUAUAUACCCCCAUCCCCAGAGAUUUACACACACCCCCGUGACAGUUUCUGUCGGCCAUCUGACGUGAAUACAUAUUUUAAAAACAAAAUAUAGCAGGCCAAGAUUAGUUGCAAAACAAUUUAGAUAAACAAGUCACCCGAUGGGUUAAACUACACCAGUUUCCAUGCUAAGUUCGUUGUUCUAGUUAGGUCUUUUGCUACAGUGAUAUCUUACAUUCCCUCACACCUCCAAAUACUUCACUUUUUCCGCCAGCUCUCCAACACUCACAAUAUGGGGGAAUCGAUGCUAAGUAUCGUUGGGUGAAAAGAUUCGUUACCGACACCCUCUUAAAAAUCGAACACCCUACCAUAUAAAAAGCCACAAACCCUUGGAUGAGUCACUUGUAUUACUUGUGGGUACCUAAUGUUGCCAGACAUGUCAGAAUACUCACAUGAAAGAUUCACAUUUCUUCUGCAUAAAUGUCACCAUAUUUGGUUGUUCUUAAAACAGCAAACGGUUUGGAGGAAUUCUUUGUCAUUUGAAUUGUUCAAUAAUAGUAAUUCAUUGACUGACACAUAGCAAAAAUAAAUGGAAUUAUAAACAAUUGAAAUGUGUCGAUCUUGGUGUCUUUGAUGGAGCUUGGAGUUGC
Acanthaster planci (crown-of-thorns starfish) is the source of this 1938-nucleotide messenger RNA. Its product is annotated as macrophage mannose receptor 1-like. NCBI's taxonomy places the organism in Eukaryota, Metazoa, Echinodermata, Asteroidea, Valvatida, Acanthasteridae. The record is from RefSeq and is a predicted model, not a curated record.